This is a messenger RNA of Ctenocephalides felis (cat flea), 1205 nucleotides long. It is a transcript of the gene PMP34, whose product is annotated as peroxisomal membrane protein PMP34. Gene Ontology annotation, molecular function: FMN transmembrane transporter activity; ATP transmembrane transporter activity; FAD transmembrane transporter activity. The record is from RefSeq and is a predicted model, not a curated record. Lineage: Eukaryota; Metazoa; Arthropoda; Insecta; Siphonaptera; Pulicidae. The coding region runs from base 240 to 1148 and encodes 302 amino acids. The transcript has 4 exons. Gene Ontology annotation, cellular component: peroxisomal membrane.
CUACUGUUUCGAAUGAAUUCAUUAUAGUACAAAGAUUAAAGUGCGGAUAAUUCAAAAGUCUAUAAUUAUUAAGCAUAAUUUAGUGUUAGUUGGCUUUUUGAAUGCCACGCCAGAAUACAAGAAAUCAAUAAUAUUUAUUGAUUUUAAUUAGAGGUCAAUCAGACCUCUAGUCUAGUUAGAAGUCUAUUAUAUUAAAUAGUAAUUUUAAAGAUAAGUAGAAUUAAAUAACAUUCUUAACAAUGGGUCCAAAAAGAUCAAACUUGCUUAGUUAUGAAAAUCUAGUCCAUGCGCUAGCUGGAUCCUCGGCGAGCGUCGUAGCUAUGGCCACUUUCUACCCCUUAGAUACCUUGCGAUCGAGGCUUCAAUUAGAAGAAUCUGUGAAGAUAGAGUCUAAAGGGACCUUCUCGAAGAUGCACAAACUGAUUGAAAAUGAAGGUUUUGAAACAUUGUAUAGAGGAAUGAUACCUGUCUUGAAGAGUUUAUGUGCUUCUAACUUUGUAUACUUUUAUACAUUCCAUGGAUUAAAACGUUUGUUUCACAAUGAUCAGCAAACUGCUCUCAAAGAUUUAUUCUUAGGCAUGGUUGCUGGUGCUUGUAAUGUUAUGGUUACCACUCCAUUGUGGGUUGUCAAUACACGUUUAAAAAUGAAAGGUAUCGAGGAUUCUGCAAAAGAUUAUGAAGGUUUAUUAGAUGGAUUAAUUAAAAUAUCAAAAGAAGAAGGCAUAUUUGGUCUAUGGGCUGGAGCAGUUCCAUCUUUGAUUUUAGUCAUUAAUCCCGCUAUACAAUUCAUGACUUACGAAAGUAUAAAACGACGGCUUUUAAGCAAUUUUAAAGAAAUUCCUUCUAGCGCAUAUUUUGCUCUAGGAGCAUUUUCUAAAAUUAUUGCUACUUGUUUGACAUAUCCGUUACAAUUAGUACAGACAAAACUGAGGCAUGGAAGAAAAGGAACUUCUGGUAGUUGCAAAAGAGAUAUUGGUAUCUUUCACAUGUUUAAAAAGAUAAUAGAAACGCAAGGAAUACCAGGAUUAUUUAGAGGAUUGGAAGCCAAAUUAUUACACACUGUACUGACAGUUGCUUUAAUGUUUGCUGUUUAUGAAAAAAUUACUACUUUUGUUCUGAAACUUUUGCUUCGAAAAUCUUCUAAAUAAUGCAAAAUUUAGUGUAAACAAUGGUUUGGGUAAGGAGUAUUUAUUAAAUAUAUAGAA